Scleropages formosus (Asian bonytongue) is the source of this 1391-nucleotide messenger RNA. It is a transcript of the gene cd2bp2, whose product is annotated as CD2 (cytoplasmic tail) binding protein 2. The coding region runs from base 40 to 1152 and encodes 370 amino acids. Gene Ontology annotation, cellular component: U5 snRNP. The transcript is spliced from 7 exons. Gene Ontology annotation, molecular function: protein binding. The record is from RefSeq and is a predicted model, not a curated record. NCBI's taxonomy places the organism in Eukaryota, Metazoa, Chordata, Actinopteri, Osteoglossiformes, Osteoglossidae.
UGGCGACGGCGCUUCAUGACGUAAACAGUCAUACGCAGCAUGUCCAAAAGAAAAGUGACCUUCGAAGAUGGGAGUGACGAGUUCACUUUGGAAGAGGAUAUUCCAAAGAAGAAGAUAUGUGAAAGUGUUAAUGGUCCAGGCUCAAGGUUCAAAGAAAAACAUUCCCUUGACAGUGAUGAGGAGGAUGAGGGAGAAGGCGAAAAUGGAAAAUACGAAAUAUUGGCCAACGAUGAUGUGGAGGGUCAGGAAGAGGCCACUAUUGACUGUGAUGAAGGGGUGCCCAUAACACCCUUUAACUUGAAAGAGGAAAUGCAGGAGGGGCAUUUUGACUCAGAGGGAAACUACUUUGUGAAGAAAGAGGACAAAAUUCGAGACAACUGGCUUGACAAUAUUGACUGGGUGAAAAUAAAGGAACAACCAGUAAAGAGAAAGAAAGGUCUUGCAGCCAAGAGGAGGAGGAGGGUUGGGGAUGAAGAUGAAGCUGAGGAAGAGAAACAGCGAGAAGAGAAGCAGGCUGAUAAUGAGGAAAAUGAGGCAGAACCUGAAGUGGUUGAGGAUCCCUUGGCGUCUCUUAACCAUCUUCAGCUUGUAGAAGCAGUCGUUGAGCUUCUAUUGCCGGGGGAGACUGUUGCCCGGGCACUGAGGAGACUUGGAGGAAUGGGGGGUCAGAAGAAGGGAAAAGGGAAGACUGGUGGGCAGGAAGAAGGUGCAAACCGUGAUGCAGAGAAGCUAGACAGGCUCACGGCACUGGCAGACAGACUGGUCGGGAGUGGAGAGUAUGAGAUUUACCAGCAAACCUAUGAGAAACUGGCAUAUAUGACAAAAACUGCAGUAAAACAAAAAGAAAAGAGUGAGGGUGAUGAGGAUGAUGUACUAGACAUGUUUGCAGAUGAAAUUGAUGGGAAGAAGGCACAAGAGAAAGAAAAGGAGGUGACAGAAGAUGAUGGAGGAAGGGUUUGCGAUGACGUGAUGUGGGAAUAUAAGUGGGACAAUGAUGAAAAUUCAGAGAUCUAUGGCCCAUUCAGCAGUCAGCAGAUGCUGGCCUGGGUGAAUGAGGGCCACUUCAAAAAUGGCGUCUACUGCAGGAGGGUUGGACAAGGAAACACGCAGUUCUACAACUCAAAAAGACUUGACUUUGAGCUCUACACAUGAAGAGAUGCAUAUGAUACACGUUGACAUGCAUAUUUGUAAAAGAACAUUUGUUUGGAGUUUGAUUGUAAGAGUCCAAAGCAGCUUUUUUAAAUAAGACUACUUAAGGUCCAUUCUUGUCUCUUUUUUAUUUUUUUAUGUGGUGAAGGGGGAAACAAGUUAUAUGGAUAACUGAGUGACAUGCUGACACAUGCACAUUGCAGAUAUGUUUAGUGGAUAUUAAGACCUUGUUUAGAUAUUGU